This is a messenger RNA of Cynoglossus semilaevis (tongue sole), 5897 nucleotides long. RefSeq names its product pleckstrin homology domain containing, family M (with RUN domain) member 2 (gene plekhm2). The record is from RefSeq and is a predicted model, not a curated record. Gene Ontology annotation, biological process: Golgi organization; lysosome localization; regulation of protein localization. Gene Ontology annotation, cellular component: endosome membrane. The transcript is spliced from 20 exons. Bases 1065 to 4136 code for a protein of 1023 amino acids. Lineage: Eukaryota; Metazoa; Chordata; Actinopteri; Pleuronectiformes; Cynoglossidae. Gene Ontology annotation, molecular function: kinesin binding.
UAAUUGCAUGCUUUAUAUAACUAAUAUUAUUAUUAUUAUUAAUAGUAUAGUACUAAUAGUAUUAUUAUGCUAUUAUUAUUCAUCCUUAUGAUACGAAAUGUGACAAAAUGUAUCGUUUUAAAGCUAUGUGCGUAAACGAAACGUACUGCUUCUUCAACUAAAAAGAUCUGAAACCUGCAAUUAAGAUCAAAGAACCAUCAGUGAGAUGUAGUGACAGAUUUUUCUUCCCAACAGUUAUGUUAUUUUAAAAAAAGACCAACAUUAAGAAACAGUUUCUAUUAAAACAAACGGAACGUAAAGCAGGACAAACUUAAUUAAAAUUUAAUGGAUAAAUACCAAUAGGCUGCCAAAGCCACACGUACUAAAUUAGAAGUUAGUUAGUAAUUCGUUUUAUCGAUAAUGUUUUAAUUACACAGUUUAUGGUUUUAUUUUAACCAAACAAUCAACACUUUUAUUUUAUGACGAAGUACGGAUUGUAGUUUUAUGGUUUUAUUUUAACCAAACAAUCAACACUUUUAUUUUAUGACGAAGUACGGAUUGUAGUUUUGCGCAGGCGCACUGGGGCCUCCGAUGACGUCGCCUGCUGACUUUAGGUUAACAGCACAAAAAGUUAGACGUAAUUAGCUUUUUUAAAAAAUGCUUUAAACUACUUACAUUUUAAACACUUUAAAAUAUGGAUUUGAAACAAACCGUUGAUAACGUAAUGUAUUUAAGAAGGUAAAUAAAUCGUUUUUGACUUCCGAAGUUCCAGUCCAGCCCCGGCGGCUAACUAGAAAAAAAAAAGUCAGACGGCUGCGGCUAAAACGUAAGCGAAGCUAAAACGGAAUUAGUAGAAAGGAGUUAACACAUCGUAAUGUGUCUGUUUAUAUGCUUGCUUUAAUAUAGCGGCACUGUCAAUAAGUGACAGUGAGACGUACGGUGUUAGGGUUGUUAAAGCAGUGGGACAAUAUCAUGUCAGCUAGCCUGUGUUAGCUUUAGCAAAAGAACAUAGCUGGGCACAGCUUUGAGACAGUCAGCUGACAACCUGCUGUAAGCUGCCAACAGAAACAACAGCAGCAGCAGUGAUGGACCAGCUCAAAGUCAAGGAUCGCAUACUGGAAAACAUCUCCUUGUCUGUUAAGAAGUUGCAGAGCUACUUUGCAGCUUGUGAGGAUGAGACUCCAGCUAUCAGAAACCACGACCGUGUUUUGCAACGCCUCUGCGAACACCUUGAUCAUGCCCUGCUCUAUGGGCUGCAGGACAUCUCAUCAGGCUACUGGGUGUUGGUCCUUCACUUCACCAGGAGAGAAGCUGUUCGACAAAUAGAUGAACUGCAACACAUAGCAACCCACCUGGGUCGAAGUCGAGCCUGGUUAUACCUUGCCUUGAGUGAGAGCUCUCUGGAAAGUUACCUGCGCCUUUUCCAGGAAAACCAAGGAUUAUUGCACAAGUAUUACUUCAAGAAUGCACUAGUUUGCAGUCAUGACCACCUCACUCUUUUCCUCACAUUGGUGUCUGGCCUCGAGUUCAUUCGCUUCGAUCUGGAGCUGGAUGUGCCCUAUUUGGACGUGGCCCCCUACAUGCCAGAGUACUACAAACCACAUAACCUCCUGGACUUUGAAGAGAGGCUGCCCAGUUCUGACAGUCUAUCAUUACACUCCUUUACUUCCCUGACAUCCACCAACUUGGAGUGGGACGACAGUGCCAUAGCCCCCUCUAGUGAAGAUUAUGAUUUUGGUGACAUCUUCCCUGUGUUGCAGUCAUUGCCAAGUGCAGACUGGGAAGAAGGUGACCUGACUGACCAGGCCAGCUGUCCACGAUCCAGUGGUUCUGAUCCGCAAACUGUCAUUAGUGACAGAGUGGUCCUUUGUACCAGCGCUGUCAAGGUUAAAGCAGCAGCCCAUCCCUCUCAACACAGCCCCACCUACAGACACAACCCCUUCAACGAGGACUCGGACACUAACACCACCAACACUUCAGCCGACGUCACUCCAGUUCAUGUGGCCAAUUGCCAUAAUAGCAACACUGGAGAGGACACAGAGAACACCAGCAAUGACCUGGAAGUUAUCAGGAUAGCCAGAAGAAGGAAAUCUUCCAAGAAGCGACGAGGAAAGGGCUCAACAGAUUCCAGCAGCAGCAUUCACAACUCCUUCUCCUCUGAUCACAUGGAAAUGGACAGCACUCUCCUGGCCUCCGAGGAUGUGGACUCGUUGAACUGCACUCUAGUUUAUGUGGAUAGUGAGGGCGGUUUGAGCAGAAGCAGGGUCGGGUCAGAGACAGUGGAGGAGGGAGAUGAGGAUGAAGGAGAAGGCCUCUUGCGUCUCCCGGAAAUGAGUGACACAUCCAUGGACAGUGUGGGCCAACCACUCAGAGAGGUCAUAGACAGGUUUAAUGGAGUUUUGGAUAAGGAGGAACCGUGGGAGCCCACAGAAGAAAAGCAGGAGGGGGAAACUAAAUCCAAUGACCAGAAACCUGUGCCUCCGGCUCAGCAGCCCUUUCGAGAGGACUCAGGGGGCAAGCCCCCUGACCCCGUAUCGGGGCCGACGCCUCACUCCCCUCUGGUCAACGGCUCACAGUUUCUGCAGACCCCUCCGUCCUGCGCUUCCCCCAGCAGUCCAGACUCUGCUCCCGCAGGUGGUGGCUGCUAUGACACUUCAGAGCAUGGCCAAUCACAGACUGUUUCAGGUGGCCAUGAAGAUGAAAGAGAAGCAAAAACGCAAACAGGACAAGAACUCCUCGUGAAGGAAAAGGAUGAUGACGUCCAAGGCGAGGGUCCAGACCAGAAUAAAACGAAUGCAAAAAAAACACAGCUGCAUGAAGAACAGCGUAGUCCUUCAGAAACAUCUCACCCUGCAGAGUUUAGGGUGGACAACAAUCACCUGCUUCUUCUUAUGAUCCAUGUGUUCAGAGAGAAUGAAGAGCAGCUCUUUAAGAUGGUGAGGAUGAGCACAGGUCACAUGGAGGGAGACCUGCAGCCACUUUACCUGCUCCUCACUGACUGUUACAUCUACCUGCUGAGGAAGGGUGCUGCAGAAAAACCCUACACAGUAGAAGAUGCUGUGUCUUAUAAUGAGUUGGACUAUCUUUCAGUGGGUCUCGACCAACAGACUGUGACAUUGGUUUGCACCAACAGGCGAAGAAAAUUCCUGUUGGACACAGCUGACUGCUCACUGACAAUCUGGUUCCUGUCUGUGUUGAAAUCAGCCAUGGUGAAAGGUUGUCGUGAGCCUCCGUACCCCCUAGUUCUGACUGAUGCAACUAUGGAAAAACUGGCUCUGACUAAGUUUGUUUCCCAGGAAUCUCACUGUGAGGUUUCAGAAAUUUCUAUUCAUCUUUAUUCACUGGUCCACUGGGAAGAUCCCAUGGACAUGGUGUUGUCUCCUCAAAGUGGAACACCUGGAGGUCAUUCCUCUACAAAGGAAGGGACUCUGCAGUACUGUUCAGGAACCACCUACCUGGGCAAAGAGCUGUGGAAAAGCUGCUACCUCAUCCUCAGCAAAGGGAUUCUUUUCCUGUAUGCAGAAAAAACUGACAUGAUACCUCUGCUGUCCAUCACCAUGGGAGGGGAGCACUGUGGAGGCUGCAGACGUUCCAACAGCACAGAACGGCCCCACGCCUUCCAAGUGAUUCUGGCAGAGCGCCCACCACUGGAGCUCAGCGCCAACAAUGAGCAGGACAUGGCCGACUGGAUGCAGCUGCUCUGCCAGUCUGUGUCUAAAGGGGUCAUCCCUCAGGGUGUGGCCCCCGCCCCAUGUAUCCCAUGCUGUUUGGUGUUAACAGACAGAAAACUGUUAACUUGCCAUCAGGACUGUCAGACCAGCUUUUUCCGUUCUCUGGGCAGCGCUGAUAUCUGUGAUGUCAUCGCUGUCAACCUGGAGGAUGAAAAGGAGUACUGUGUCAUUGAGUUUGCAGCCGAUAGGACCCAGUUUCUCCCGCCGUGGGUCUUAUACUUCAGCAGCUGUGAUGAGAGAAAUCGAUUGCUGCAGGCCUUAGAAACCACAUGGAAGGACAUAUUUCAGGUUGACCUUCCCCACAAGGUGGUGUCCGAUCUGUCAGUGCAAAAGCGUUGUAGUGAGGCCCUCGGCCUGAUGAAAAGUGCCUGGCAGAGGGCAGACAGUCUGGCCAGAGGCAGAGCCCAGCGUGAACCGUGGUGCUGACGGAGCCACAUGUAUGUGAGGACACACAGGACUAUGUUUGGGUAGCCUGACUCUGACGGGACUUAAACAGGACAAAAUUCUCAGUGACACAGUGAUGGAAUGUUUCUAUUGGAGGAACAUCCAGAAGACGUAGAAAGGUGUAAGGCACAUUAUGUUUGCACAGAUGCAUCAGUAAGACAUUAGUUUUAAAAAGAAAAUGAAUCGACUUCCAGCUGAAUGAAGACAUAUUCUAUUUAAAGGUAGAUAAAUGCAGGCGAUGGUUUCUGCCCUAGGCUGGGUUCCAAAGUAUCGAGUACCAGACGAUCUAUGUGACUGUACACUGUGGCUGUACAUGUGACAGUGUUACGACACAAAUUAAAGCGUAUAAUAUUAUUAAUUAUAGUAUAAUUAUUAUUUAAACAACUGAUUUCUAUUACUUUAUAACAAUUUCUGCUUUGUACCUGCUGAAUACACUGAUCAUCAGUGUAUGGAGAGAGAUAGAUUUGCUGAAUGGCACACUGAUUUGUGUUAUGGAAAAAAAAAAACUUUUUAACAAAUAUUUUAGCCCCAACCCACUGACACAAGUCAUAUUUAAGCAGUUGGUGGGUAAUUCAAUUUAAAUGUUGCAUUAAAUUAAAUAAUCUGAAUCAGUGAUGAAUAUUGAUACAAACACUAAAUAGAAGUGGGAACGAUCCGUGACCAGGUUCUAUGCACAAGUGUGAUAACAGUAUUAAGGUUUUUGAUGUCUCUGCUUCUUCCAUAAUUCUUGUAAUAUAGUACAGUACAUAUCAAAUAAGCCAUAUAUGAAUGAAGCAGGUGUUGUUUUUUUUCCCUUGCCUAUGAAAAAUACAAUCCCUUUAUAUUUUGUUUACUAUUUAAAAAUCUGGUUUGUGACUUUAAACCAAACCCCAGGUGACUGUUUCCCAAACCUGGUCUGUAGGGCCUUGUAGGCAGGAAUAACAACACAUACAACACAACUAGCUUUGAUUUCUUCACCUGUCCUAGGUGGGAUAAGUCUGCUUAGUACAUAUAGAAGCCUAAAUCUCAUUAUUUAUGGGUCUGAUAUAUGGUUGUAUUUUGGAGCUUUUUUUUUAUUAGAUUAUUCUUUCCUCCAUACAGCGUUAACAAGGAUCAGUAAGGAUAGUAUGAUAACUCAUGUAUUCUACGCUUUGUUACAUAGGUUUCUUCUGUUUUUCUAAAUUUCUUAUUUCUCAGCUUAAAGGUUGAUCAAUAUAAAAAAAAAGAUUCUAAAAAAUGAAAGAUUUUCCUUUUUUUACACUUUCAUCUGCUGGAUGGAGGUUUCCAUGCAUACUUGCACAUCAAUUUUGUUAAAUGGUACAAGUGUAGUUUUACUUAUAUUGUGAUAAAUACUUCAAUUACUAUUAAGAAUAUCUGUUUACUUUAUUGACUGGGAGUUGAGGCAGAAUUUUAUUUCUUGCUGCCCCUCGGCCUCAGGGCCUACUGCUAGCGGCUAAUGGCAUUAGCAGAUUGUGCAUCCUAACGUGUGACUACUUGGCUAGCUCAGACAAGCCUGACCAACCAACCAGAGCGAGUGAUGCACUCAUGUUCCUGGGAAACACAUAGAUUUAAGUGCCCUACCUAAAGCAAUUUUUUCCCCUUUGCGUUCGUGCAAAUUAGUUGCACUUCCUACAUAUAACCUCUUGGGUGCAGUGUUUUUCUGUAUUUGAGCUGAACAGGUUUGUUAGCCGUUUAUCCAGUGACAGAUGAGCACAUUCUUUUAUUGGGUGUUGAAGUUGGCACAGUCAUGAGGAAUACACAGUA